Molecule: messenger RNA, 769 nt
Organism: Orbicella faveolata
Lineage: Eukaryota; Metazoa; Cnidaria; Anthozoa; Scleractinia; Merulinidae
Source: RefSeq, a predicted model, not a curated record
UUUUUCCACUGAAAGAAAUAAUUUAGUUUUUUACUGAUUUACAUAGACAUGAUAAUUAGGGAACGUCGCUAUCUCGAAACAAGCUGAUUAAACAAUAUUGAAUCUUAUCGAAGCCGCACGCUGCCGAAACCGCACUUCAAUUACUUCGAAAAUUGCACAGAUUAGUACAAAAAGACAUUAUCGUGCCUGUGACGGCAUUUUAAGGCAACACAAGAUGAAAAUAACUAUUGCCACAGCCUUUUUUCUCUGUGCCUUUGUAGUGUUUGUGAAGGCAAAUAACUUGGCAAGCCUUGGGGAGGAAACAGGAGAUCUUGAAGAUGAGCUCAAUGAGCUGGAGACGAUGGAAAUCCAAGAUGCACUCAUGGGACCGCCUAAACCACCGGUCAAUUUAGAUUAUGCUUUUGAGGCAUUUCUAAAGUGUUUCAUGGAAAAAAAUAAGGGAAGGAUGGACAAGAAAUGCAUUCAGGAGUUUAAAAAGCUUCUCCCUGCAGAUAUGCCGCGUCCUAGGAAAGGGGGACUGAUCAGAUGUGCUGUUCGCAGCUUCAAAAAUUGCAACAAAAAACCAAAACAUCACGAAGCUCUUGACUGCAUGAGGCACUUUAAUGACUGUGUGGAAAACGGUGAAGAAGGAUCUGGUUACUAGCUAGUUCUAGUUCUAUAUCCAACGGUUUAUCAUCGAGGGUUAGCAUUGUUGGAAAAUAUCACAUGGAAUAGAUGGAUUCGUUUGGCCUGAGUUUAAUAAACCUGUCUCCAGACACUGCCCUCUGCA